Messenger RNA from Triticum turgidum subsp. durum (durum wheat), 843 nucleotides. Lineage: Eukaryota; Viridiplantae; Streptophyta; Magnoliopsida; Poales; Poaceae. The record is from the annotation of a GenBank genome assembly.
AUGAUGGGUAGCGGAUCUAAGUCCUUCACCUCCAGAUCCAUCGACCCCGAGGUCAUCCCACACAACCCUAAGGAGGAGAUGGUCGUCCAGCUUGCGCUCCAUCGCUCCCUGGAGGAGGCCCGUGCAAUAAUCAAAUAUUUAAGACAUGGUCAGUCAUUAUCUGCUGACGCGUAUAAGCGCGUUCACGAGCGUUUAAGAGGUCGAAUUUGCAAGUCCAGGUGUAGACGCUCUAACCCGCACCCGAACACAGCGGGUGGCACGCUCCUCGCGCUUUCCUCCUCCUUCCGCCGCCUCUCCUUAUCCACCUCCCAUCGCCGGAACACCCAUUUAGUCGCCCAUGCAGACGCCGGUGCCGCAGAGCCGGAGCCCGCGACGGAGCCUGCUCCUGAGGGCGAGCCUGUCGCUGCCUCUGCUGACUCCGAGGAGGGGGAGGCGGAGGGGGCUGUCGCAUUGGCGGAGGAAGAGGAGGAGCUGGCGCCGAGGCCCAAGCCGAUUAAGUUCGGCGAGAUCAUCGGGAUUCUGAACAAGCAGUUCAUCGAGGAGGCUGAGAAGGUGAAAGUGCUUCCGGAUUUGAAGCCCGGUGACAUCAUCGAGCUUAGAAUGCAACGUCCCAACAAGAGGAGAUUGUCUCUCUUUAAGGGUAUAAUCAUUGCAAAGCACAAAUCUGGUGUUCACACCACGAUCCGCGUCAGGAGGAUUAUUGCCGGUGUUGGAGUUGAAAUUACAUUCCCCAUAUACUCACCAAGGAUCAAGGAGAUCAAAGUAAUCAGACACAAGAAGGUGAGGAGGGCAAAGUUGUACUACCUGAAGUACAAGCUUCCCCGUUUCUCAACCUUCAAGUGA